Molecule: messenger RNA, 2975 nt
Organism: Etheostoma spectabile (orangethroat darter)
Lineage: Eukaryota; Metazoa; Chordata; Actinopteri; Perciformes; Percidae
Gene: fbxl6
Product: F-box and leucine-rich repeat protein 6
Exons: 11
Coding region: 149-1867 (572 amino acids)
Cellular component (GO): SCF ubiquitin ligase complex
Molecular function (GO): protein binding
Source: RefSeq, a predicted model, not a curated record
GUCUACUACUGAGGUUGGAGUUUGCCGUUCGUUUUGGUCAGUCUUCUAGCCCUAGCUAGCUAGCAGCAGAUGCCUUUAUGUCACCUCUCAGCCAACGUUUGGUUUUCUUUGAAUGAAGUUUGUGAUAAAGACAAGUUAGCAGCACACAAUGGAUUCCCCUGAAGCAGAGGCUUCAACCCACAGUGAAAGAAGAGAAGACACUGCACCAAGCACAUCAAAUACAUCAGGUCAAGGAGAAGAUGGACCAAAGCCAAAAAAGGCUUCUUUUAAGAGGACCACUGGUAAGCCUGCAAAUGCAAAAGCCAAGAAGCAUAAAAAGGCCAGAGUCUCCAGGCCGGCCCAGCUUGGCUACACUGUGCAUCAAGGCGAAGAUAUGCUUCUUGUCAUAUCAAGUUCUACUUCUCAGUAUGAUGGUUCAGCCUGGACUCUCCCAAAGAAGGGAAGCAAAAGGAGGAAGCUAGCUAAAGUAAAAUUAAAAGCUAAUCAGAUUAAGAAAAAAAAGACAGUCCGUGUCAAGCCUAAACCAGCAAACAAUCCAGUUGCCAAGGAAAAAGAGGACACUCAUUUGUUUAUGCUGCAGAACACAACAGAUCACAGAUGGGGUCAAAGUCUUCCCGAGGAGGUGCUAAUCAGUAUUUUUCAGAUGGUGGUUGUCCAAGAUGGCGCUGUACCAUUCCUAUGCAGGGCGGGCAGAGUUUGUCGUCUGUGGAACGCUGCUGCCUCCAGUCCCGUCCUGUGGCGUAAAGUGACUGUGGGUCACUGCUGGAUUGCACCAGGGAAAACCCAGCUACCUAAAACUGAGAAGAAUAUUAAGGACACUGUUAACUGGCUGGCACAGAACAGAUUCUCUCAGCUACGAGACUUCUCUCUCUGUCACUGGACAAAGAAUGUUACCUAUGCAGUAGAGGUUGUGUCGCAGUUCUGCCCUCAGCUUCACUCCCUCAAGCUCUCCUACUGCACAGGCCUGACUGCAACAGCCUUCCACAGCCUUGGUCUGCACAGCCGGUCUCUGCAGAGCAUCGAUCUCCAGUAUUCAGAGUUUCAGGUUGAGGGACUCCUGGAGUACCUUGAAAAUAAUGGGAUCCAGAUCAAGCAAAUUUUGUUCACUCAUGGUUUAAAGAAUGACAGACUGCUGACUGCCAUCACUAAGGGAAAUUGUCCUAAUCUGGAGUUGUUGGAGGUCAACACAAAGCUGGACAGUAAAGGCUGUGAACUUCCCAUUUGCAUCCAGGCACUACAGAUGGCGUGCCCUAAACUGAAGACCUUCCGGAUGCUGAAUGUCAGGCCUCUGCAUAAGAUGAUGCGUAAUGCUGCAGAUUCAAAAUUAGGCUUCCCGUUAUUGGAAGAGCUGUGUAUCGCAACCACCUCUUAUUCCUUCAUGACCGACAAAGAUUUGUGGGACAUCCUCUUUGGCUCCACCAGGCUGCGGGUGUUGGACCUGCGAGGCUGUUCUCGAAUCACAUCAUUCGGUCUCGCAACACUACCCUGUCUUGAGCUUGAAUGUCUGUUCUGGGGACAGUAUUUCAACAGCAAUGUUACGUUGUCAUCACCUAAAAAGGGGCUUCACAUGGUGACCCAGAAAUGGAGUCGAACACUGCAACAGCUUGACAUCGCAAAUCAGCUCUUCACAGAGGAGGACUUGGAAAUAGCGAUGAGUCACCUUGCUCAGGUCACAGAGGCAGAUACCCUGCGUUCACUAAACCUGAGCGGGACCAGGAUUACACCACCUGCCCUCAGACCAGUCAUUGGCCAGAUGACUGCUCUUAGCUACCUCAACCUUUCAUCCUGCCGUUAUCUUCCGAGGGGAAUGAAGCGAAUUUACCGUGGCCAAGAAGACAUUCGCCUGCUACUGGACAAAUUGGAGUAGUCAAUAUUCAUAUUCAUUUGGUUCCAGAAAUGGUUUCAUGCAUAUGUGCAUGUCUUAAAACACACUUCUUUGUGGAUUAUAUUGUUUAAGUAACGUGGAUAUUUUACCUAUAGGUCUUUUUGUAAAUGUUUUAUAUGAAUAUUGUUCACACAAAACAGUUGAAAAAUGCAAAAGCCCGUCUUAUUGUGCUAGAAAGCAAAGGUUUGGAAUCUAGUACAAAGCCUGUUUCUGUUGUAUUAUUGUCAAUUAAUGAAAGGUAAAAGCACUGUCUACAUGUACAGUUAAGAGACAGUGACAUGUUGGAUUUAAAUACAUUUAUAGGCACCUGAAAUGUUCUCCUGCAAGGACAUCCAGUUGUGUAUACCUGGAUUUCUUUGAUAUAAUAUUUGACUCUUUUUUAUUUUAAAUUUUUAUAUACAUUUUGCACCAAAACAAGAAAAAUCAAGAAAUAUUUGACAUUGAAAAUAAAUGUUGGACGUCAUUAAAAGCAUUGUUUUAUAUUUUCUUUGCACUAGAGAGUGCUGUACACUCAAGCUUAAUUUUCAGAAUUGCCAAAUGUGGUCUGUCACGCUGCGUUCAUACAGUUGUCAAGGACAUUCAUUCAAGUAUUUCAAGUUAGACAUAUUUCACACUCUUUGAAAUGACAAUUGUUUGCAUUUGAUAUGCUUUACUGUUUUUGAACAGAAAGUAUCAUAUGGGUGUUUAAGUGCUCUAAAAGUUGCCCACCCCAUGUGAGGAGUAUUCAACAAGGAAAUUAUUUUACGGUAUGUGUUGUACUGAAUUGAUAAAAGUUCCCAAAAUGUAAAGAUGUUCAUACAAAAUUGCUAAAAGAAAGACAAGAUCAAGUACUUAUAUCUCACUUCUUUAUUGGGCCACAGACAACAGUUUGCACAAAAGGUUUUACAAUAGCACAAAAAACCAAAUGUAUGGCUGGCCGCCAAGUGAGGUUAAAGCAAUUCAUUGUUUACUUUGGAAGCAAAAGAUUUCAGCAAGAAAAGCUUUGCCUGCAUGUUAUAAAACAACAAAAUCUUGUUUGUACAGGCAAGGUACAAGUAUGCUCAUGUUAUAUCAAUGUAAAAUCAAUCCAAUCUUUAGACUCCACAAAUGA